This is a messenger RNA of Morus notabilis, 810 nucleotides long. RefSeq lists its product as uncharacterized. The coding region runs from base 57 to 650 and encodes 197 amino acids. Lineage: Eukaryota; Viridiplantae; Streptophyta; Magnoliopsida; Rosales; Moraceae. The transcript is spliced from 2 exons. The record is from RefSeq and is a predicted model, not a curated record.
ACAGUUACAAAAGGGUCUGUCUGCUCAGAACUCAUUCUCGUCCACUCACUCUAAUAAUGGCUUUAACCAUUAUACCCAACGGUGGUGGAGGAGCCACGAUCCUCUCCGGCAAUUCCACCACACACCCCUACACCCGCCUCCCCAUCCGCCGCCACGUCAUCUCCCCCCUCUCCCAUCGGACGACCCUCCACGUAGUCGCCGCCAAGAAGUUCUCCCCCAGAAGCGGCAAGAACCGGAGGACUUCCACCACCACCACCCGAGACCAGUUAGAGCUAGAUCAAGAUCAAGAGCAGAAACGGACGGCCGAGAUUAAAAGGCCGGGCGAUGAUGCGAGAAGCGCGGCCGUUGAUACUGCUGACGACGGGUACUUCUUGCCUAAGCUUCCCGGAGACGAACCAGACUUCUGGGAAGGCGAGCAGUGGGAUGGCCUCGGCUUCUUUGUCGAGUACUUGUGGGCUUUCAGUAUUGUUUUUGCGCUAAUUGCUUGUGGAAUUGCUGUUGCCACUUACAAUGAAGGGGCAACUGAUUUCAAGGACACUCCUGCGUACAAGGAAUCAGUUCAAUCCCAAGAGCUUUUGGAAGAACCUGAAGCAUCGAAUCCCGAUGUCUUUGAGUCCAACCCGACUGAAGUAGCUCCUAGUUUGGAAUAAUCUACACAAGGAACAAAUGACUUUUACACUUCGUGUAUGUGUUAUAGAAUCCUAGUAAAGGAAACAAUUCAAAGAAGGUAUUUUCCUCAAAUUUCCUAUGUGACGUUGCCAAUGUAAUCUUUUGAUGUAUUCAUACCGAGGGUCGUCAAUUUUGCUUCUA